GCCGCCCGCUCAGUUCCCGCCGAGGCGCUCCCCGGCGCCGCGCUCCGCGGCAGCCGCCUGCCCCCGGCGCUGCCCCCGCCCGCCGCGCCGCCGCCGCGCACGCCGCGCCCCGCAGCGCCGGGCUCCCUCCGCCCAGGGGUGGCGUUGGGCCCGCGCGGGCGCUCGGGUGACUGCAGCUGCUCGGCUCCCCUCCCCCGCGCCGCGCCGCGCCGCGCGGCCGCCCGUCGCCUCGCACAGGGCUGCAUGGUCGCAUCGGGCAGGGUGGCUCCAGGAUGUUAGGGGCUGUGAAGAUGGAAGGGCAUGAGAGCAGCGACUGGAACAGCUACUACGCGGACACGCAGGAGGCCUACUCCUCCGUCCCGGUCAGCAACAUGAACUCGGGCCUGGGCUCCAUGAACUCCAUGAACACCUACAUGACCAUGAACACCAUGACCACCAGCGGCAACAUGACCCCGGCCUCCUUCAACAUGUCCUACGCCAACCCGGGCCUGGGGGCCGGCCUGAGUCCUGGCGCGGUGGCCGGCAUGCCUGCGGGCUCGGCGGGCGCCAUGAACAGCAUGACGGCAGCGGGCGUGACGGCAAUGGGGACGGCGCUGAGCCCGGGUGGCAUGGGCGCCAUGGGCGCACAGCCCGCAGCCUCCAUGAACGGUCUGGGCCCCUACGCGGCCGCCAUGAACCCGUGCAUGAGCCCCAUGGCGUACGCACCGUCCAACCUGGGCCGCAGCCGUGCGGGCGGAGGCGGCGAUGCCAAGACGUUCAAGCGCAGCUACCCGCACGCCAAGCCGCCCUACUCCUACAUCUCGCUCAUCACCAUGGCCAUCCAGCAGGCGCCCAGCAAGAUGCUCACGCUGAGCGAGAUCUACCAGUGGAUCAUGGACCUCUUCCCCUAUUACCGGCAGAACCAGCAGCGCUGGCAGAACUCCAUCCGCCACUCGCUGUCCUUCAACGACUGCUUCGUCAAGGUGGCGCGCUCCCCCGACAAGCCGGGCAAGGGCUCCUAUUGGACGCUGCACCCAGACUCCGGCAACAUGUUCGAGAACGGCUGCUACUUGCGCCGCCAGAAGCGCUUCAAGUGUGAGAAGCAGCCGGGGGCUGGCGGCGGGGGAGGCGGCGGCGGUGCCAAGGGCGGCCCCGAGAGCCGCAAGGACCCUUCGGGCGCCGCUCACCCCGGAGCCGACUCGCCCCUGCACCGGGGGGUGCACGGGAAGGCCGGCCAGCUAGAGGGCGCGCCGGCCCCCGGGCCCGCCGCCAGCCCCCAGACUCUGGACCACAGCGGGGCUGCGGCGACAGGGGGCGCCUCCGAGUUGAAGGCUCCGGCCUCCUCGUCUGCUCCCCCGAUAAGCUCUGGGCCCGGGGCGCUGGCGUCUGUGCCCCCCUCCCACCCGGCCCAUGGCCUGGCCCCUCACGAGUCCCAGCUGCACCUGAAGGGGGACCCCCACUACUCCUUCAACCACCCUUUCUCCAUCAAUAACCUCAUGUCCUCCUCGGAGCAGCAGCAUAAGCUGGACUUCAAGGCCUACGAGCAGGCACUGCAGUACUCGCCCUACGGCGCCGCGCUGCCCGCCAGCCUGCCCCUGGGCAGCGCAUCGGUGGCCACCAGGAGUCCCAUCGAGCCCUCAGCCUUGGAGCCAGCCUAUUACCAAGGUGUGUAUUCCAGACCCGUCCUAAACACUUCCUAGCUCCCGGGACUGGGGGUUUGUCUGCCACAGUCGCGCUGGUAGCAGGAGAGGAAACAAAACAAAACAAAACAAAGCAAAAAAAAAAAAAGCCAACAAUAAAACAAAACAAAAAC
Molecule: messenger RNA, 1792 nt
Organism: Oryctolagus cuniculus (rabbit)
Lineage: Eukaryota; Metazoa; Chordata; Mammalia; Lagomorpha; Leporidae
Gene: FOXA1
Product: forkhead box A1
Biological process (GO): anatomical structure morphogenesis; cell differentiation; regulation of transcription by RNA polymerase II
Molecular function (GO): RNA polymerase II cis-regulatory region sequence-specific DNA binding; protein domain specific binding; DNA-binding transcription factor activity, RNA polymerase II-specific
Source: RefSeq, a predicted model, not a curated record